UGAUCUCAGAUAUCAUUCUGCUCAAGCUGUGUUUGUGUGCAACAAAAUGGCAGAGGCCAUUUUAAAAGACCAAGAUCCGUUCUUUUGUUCAAUAUGCUUGGAUCUACUAAAGGAUCCAGUGACUAUACAUUGUGGACAUAGCUACUGUAUGGGUUGUAUCAACGGCUGCUGGGAUCAGGAUGAUCUGAAAGGAGUCUACAGCUGUCCCCAGUGCAGACAUACCUUCACCCCAAGGCCUGUUCUGAACAGGAGCACUGUCUUGGUUGAAGUGGUGGAGAAACUGAAGAGGACAGGACCUCAAGCGUCACCUGCUCACUGUUAUGCUGGACCUGAAGAUGUGGAGUGUGAUGUCUGCACUGGGAGAAAACACAAAGCUGUCAAGUACUGUCUGGUGUGUCUUGUCUCAUACUGCGAGACUCAUCUCCAGCCUCAUUAUGACUCGCUUGCCUUUAAGAAGCACAAGCUGGUCAAAGCCUCCACACAACGACAGGAGAAGAUCUGCCCUCAUCAUGACAAACUGCUGGAGGUUUACUGCUGUACUGAUCGGCAGUGUAUCUGUCUGCUGUGUGUGAUGGAUGAACAUAAAGGCCAUGAUACGGUGUCAGUUGCAGCAGAAAGGACUGAGAAACAGAAACAGUUGGGUAAAAUACAGCAGCAGUACCACCAGAGAAUCCAGGAGAUGGAGAAGGAGGUACAGGAGCUUAGGCAGGCUGUGAAAACACUCACGCGCUCUGCACAGGUGACAGUGGAUGCGACUGACAGGAUCUUUAUUGAGCUGAUCCGCUCCAUUGAGCGAAGGCGUUCUGAGGUGAAGGAGCUGAUCAGAGCUCAGGAGAGGAUUGCAGGGAGUCGGGUUCAGGGACUCCUGGACCGACUAGAUCAGGAAGUCACUGAGAUGAAGAGAAGAGAUGCUGAGCUCAGGCAGCUCUCAAACACAGAGGAUCACAUCUAUUUCCUUCAGAGUUUCCAGUCACUCUCUGUCCCUCCUGCUUCUGAGGCCCUACCCAGCCCCACUUUCAAUCCACACAUUUCUUUUGAACGUGUGAAGAAAUUGGUUUCUGGACUGAAAGUGCAACUGGAUGGUAUCUGCAAGGAGGAAAUAGACAAGAUAUCUGAAAAUGUGAUGAAAGUGCAAAUUGUUCGACCUCUGGAGCCCAAGACCAGAGAGGAGUUCUUAGAAUAUUCCUACGAACUCACGGUGGAUCCCAACACAGCAUGUGGAACACUGCAUCUUUCUGAGAAGAACAGCAAGGUGACAUGGAGUGAAGGGGAGACUCAAGCCUAUCCUGAUCAUCCAGACAGAUUUACCCACUAUGACCAAGUGCUGUGUAGAGAGGGUUUAUCUGGAAACUGCUACUGGGAGGCUGAGCUUCGAGGCUGGAUUACUGUGGCAGUCUCAUAUGUGGCUCUUGUGAGGAAAGGAGAGGGUAAUGAGUGUAGGUUUGGAGGUAAUGAUCAGUCUUGGAGUUUGGAAUGCUCUCCCACCAGUUGUUCUUUCCUUCAUGAUAAUGUUAAGACUAAAAUACGAUCCCAUUGCACCUCCAGAGUAGGAGUGUACCUGGACUACAAGGCAGGAACUCUGUCCUUUUAUAGCAUUUCAAAAAAAGUGACCCUCCUCCACAGAGUGAAUAACACAUUCACUGAACCCCUCUAUCCUGGGUUUGGGGUUGGUUUGGAAUCAUCUGUGAGGAUAAUGCUUCCCAUGCAGUCAACAUGAUUUUUCUGUGUUUUAUAUAUAUUUCCACACUAUGAGGUUAGAAUAAUACUGUGAAAUUGUGAACUGCAUCUCAUUGCGAGGCGUCACUACAGACCCUGGUUCAUUUCUAGGCUGUAUC
Molecule: messenger RNA, 1835 nt
Organism: Oncorhynchus tshawytscha (Chinook salmon)
Lineage: Eukaryota; Metazoa; Chordata; Actinopteri; Salmoniformes; Salmonidae
Product: tripartite motif-containing protein 16
Exons: 6
Coding region: 47-1717 (556 amino acids)
Molecular function (GO): zinc ion binding; protein binding
Source: RefSeq, a predicted model, not a curated record